AUGGAUACCGUUGAUUUCGAAAGUACAGGCUCAGAUUUUGCCGUUGUCUUCAAGGCAGUCAAUUUGGCUGUCGCUGCUGUUGCCUUUUUCUCUGGCCUCAGUGAAUUGUUUUCAGGUGUUGCUUAUACCUUCCAGGGUAUCUAUGUGGCUGCGUUAGGCUUAUUAAUUGGCUAUCUCGAAUUUAAGGUCCCUCCCCAACUCUACUCUUAUUGCUCCUCGUUCUUUUCUUUCUUGGGAAGAGGCUUAAUUUACUUUUUGAUUGCCAUCUUAAAUUUCCAUGGAUCUGCAAUAAGAAUUAUUAGUGCCUUUAUUAUCUUUGUUAUCGCUAUUGUUUAUAUUGUUCUUGAGUUCGUUCAAAGUAUCCAACCCCCUGAAAAUAUGCAAGGAGAGCAGGGACUUUCGACCGAUGGCUUGGAUGACGUUAUAUGA
Messenger RNA from Brettanomyces nanus, 429 nucleotides. RefSeq lists its product as uncharacterized. The transcript is spliced from 2 exons. Gene Ontology annotation, biological process: vesicle-mediated transport. The record is from RefSeq and is a predicted model, not a curated record. The coding region runs from base 1 to 429 and encodes 142 amino acids. Gene Ontology annotation, cellular component: Golgi membrane. Lineage: Eukaryota; Fungi; Ascomycota; Pichiomycetes; Pichiales; Pichiaceae.